Melampsora larici-populina 98AG31 is the source of this 318-nucleotide messenger RNA. RefSeq lists its product as uncharacterized. Bases 1 to 318 code for a protein of 105 amino acids. The transcript has 2 exons. NCBI's taxonomy places the organism in Eukaryota, Fungi, Basidiomycota, Pucciniomycetes, Pucciniales, Melampsoraceae. The record is from RefSeq and is a predicted model, not a curated record.
AUGCACCAAUCUAGUCAGAUCUUUCAGCAAUAUCAUGAAAGUAGUUUGGUAACACCUCUUGCGCUGUACAGCGGCAGGCGGGAGAGAGGCAAUCAUUACAAAUGUGUGAGUGGAUGUGGCAUGGAUAGUGAAAAGGGGGUGGCCAAGGAAGCAAUGAGAGCAUUGGGAAUCGGCCGUAUUGGCAGUGGAGUAUGGCAAGAGUGGAUAGGUCCAAGGAACACAUCAAAAGAAUGGCAAUGGGGUUGCGGCAGCGAUGUCAAUGAGUGUGCGACGUGGAAGUCACAACACCGUGAUUUAGGAGGGGGCCUUUCUAGAUGA